AUGGACGCCUCUGCCACUACAACGGCCCCCAGCUCGGGUUCCACUCCCGGCAUCCUUAUCAACAACCAGCCCUCGGCCUCGUCGCAGCCUGGCACCUCGGCUAGCGCCUCUAACAUGGCGCGGCUGAGGCGCGAGUCCAUAGCGCACUCUCAAGGUAUGGGGGGCGUCUCAUGGGGCUCGCUGACCAUCGGGUCGUGGCUCCGGGACGAGGUGAUGAUACACGCGCACAUGUCUGCCGCGCAUUCGAAUUCUGGGCCAGGGCCCGCGGCGGCCUCCCAGAACGCCGGCUCGUCCAACGUUGUUAAUCUCUCCAACGCUAAUUCUUUUUCGCCUCCCGGCGCUGCAUCUGCAUACCUACCUAACCUGGAGAAACAGUACUGUAAAGACUACUCAUGCUGCGGCUUGCUGCUGCCAGGCCUCCACGACCUAUUGAGGCACUACGAAGAGGCUCACAUAUCAACAUCCCCCGGAACCACCAACACUCAUGCUUCGUCGAUGGCAAAUAUACCGACAACUGCAGCCUCGGCCCACAACGUCACCGGCGCCCCAGGAGGUGUUGGCGCCAACUUUGUGGGCAUGUCAUCUUCCGCUCAGACGGCAAACAAUAACCUUCUGAAGAAGCAGCGCAUGGCUGCCAUGUACCAGCAGCAACUACAGCAUCAGGCGCACGAUCCCACCCAGACCCAGCAGCAACAGUUGCCGCAGAAUCACCAUCAGCAGCAACAGCAGCAGCAGCGCCUACAUAACAGCCAGCAGUCACCGCAUCAGCAGCCACAACAACAUCAGCAACAGCGUGGCCAACUGCAACAGCACAUCCAACAAGGCAUCCCGCAUCAGACUAAUCCGCAUACACAAGCACACAUACAGCAUUCCUUCUCACAAGAACAGCGUCAUAAUUUACAAUUUCAGCAAUCGCCGCCGCAGCAGCAACAGCAACAACAACAACAGCAACAGCAGCAUCAGACCCAGCUACAGCAGCAACUACAGAACCAAAUGCUCAACCAGGCCAUGCAGCAACAGCUACAUGGUGUUUCGCACAACCCCUCUUCAAACACCACUAGCAAUGUUCAGCAGCUUCAUCUUAACGGUAACCUGGUAGAUGCUGUCUCAACUAAUGAAGUGUUUUUACAGACAGGUGCUGCUCAAAGCGGGAAAGCAGGGAAUAUGAUGAACCCUAGCUUGGGCAAUGGAAGAUUUAGCAACAACAAGAUGCAGGCAGCAUUUAAUAACUAUUCUCUAAACAUGCAGCCGAUGUCCAAACACGGUAUGGAUGCCUCAACUCUCCAGCAGCAACAAUUUCAACAUCAACAACAACAACAGUUUCAUCAGCAACCGCAGCAGCAGCAUGCCCAUCAAUACCAACAGCAACAGCUAAGACAGCAACAGCGGCCAGGCUCUCAAGUCCAGCAGCAACAACAGCACAGGCCAGUUACCGGCAUGUCGAACUCUUCACUCCAAAGAAGUCGUGUUCCUUCCCAGGUGAAUACGGCGGCUGCCGGCAUUGAUUUGGAUUUCAUGGAUGCUGACAUAAUUGAUGACCUUCACGAUGGUAGCGCUAUUAUGGGAGCUGCUCCAUCUUUAACAGCAGAAGUUGCAAAGGCGUGGAAGCAAGUUGACGUGGACCCUGCCUCCAAGAUGCCAACCCAUCGGACAAAGUUGGGUGGCGCGCAGGACUCUGAUGAUAGCAGUAUGAGCGAAGAUGACGAGGAAGACGAGGUUACCACCGCUGCCGUUCCCGCAACAGCAGCUAAUAAGCGCAAGCAACAGGCUGGAUUCAUUGACGACCCGGCCAGGAGACUCUACGUCAUGGACCAUGAAGAGCAUAAACCGUUUAAAUGUCCCGUCAUUGGCUGCGACAAAACUUAUAAGAAUCAAAAUGGGUUGAAGUACCACAAACUGCAUGGUCACCAAAACCAGAAACUGCACGAGAAUCCGGACGGCACUUUCAGCAUAAUAGACCCUGAAAGCAAUGAGCCUUAUCCUGAUGGCAUGGGAUUUGAAAAGGAUAAGCCCUACCGCUGUGAGGUAUGCGGUAAAAGAUACAAGAACUUGAAUGGGCUGAAAUAUCAUAGAGGACAUUCUACGCAUUGA
Molecule: messenger RNA, 2091 nt
Organism: Lachancea thermotolerans CBS 6340
Lineage: Eukaryota; Fungi; Ascomycota; Saccharomycetes; Saccharomycetales; Saccharomycetaceae
Gene: SFP1
Product: zinc-coordinating transcription factor SFP1
Exons: 1
Coding region: 1-2091 (696 amino acids)
Cellular component (GO): nucleus
Source: RefSeq, a predicted model, not a curated record